This is a messenger RNA of Striga asiatica, 1985 nucleotides long. Lineage: Eukaryota; Viridiplantae; Streptophyta; Magnoliopsida; Lamiales; Orobanchaceae. The record is from the annotation of a GenBank genome assembly.
CUACUUUAUUUUAUUUUUCUCGGUUUUUCACAGAGAGAGGAGGGAGAGAGAGAGAGAGAGAGAGAGAGAGCGAGAGAGAUGUCGAAUACGAGAAGACCUCACUUUCUUCUGGGUUUCGAUCCAUCUCUAUGCUCUGAGAGGCUGAAUAUUCCAUGUAACUUCGUAAAAUAUAUGGAUGGGAGAGCACCAGGUACAGCAGUUUUAAUCGGUCCUAGUGGGAGUAGUUGGUACAUUGACAUAAUUCUGGUCGAAAAUGAUUUACUCUUCAAUGACGGUUGGGCCGAUUUUGUUAGAGAUCACUUUCUUGAACAAGGUGAUGCUAUUGUUUUUAGAUAUGAUGGGGACUUGCAGUUUGCGGUACAAAUUUUUGACCAGAGUAUGUGCGAGAAGGAAACCGCAUUUACUGCUGUAAGCAGCCAGGAUUUAAGUAAACGUGGCAUUGAUUUUAUGAAGAAAAGGGAAAGGGAAAGACCAGAAGUCUUAGAUCGCGUCUUUGAAGGUGUUCCCAAGAAAAUGAGAUGCUCUCAAAUGCAAUGCAAGAGCACUUGCACUGAUCAUGUAAAUGGCACAAAUGCUGUCAAUAAUGCAAAAGAAUCGAUGUGGCAAGAGGAUGAAAAUAUUAACAUCGAAAAUGAUGUUACAAUUGCUUUUCCUCUUACUGCAAUUCCCCAUGAGAACCCUGAUUCAUCUGUCAGGAGUAGAGCCAAUAUGCUGUUGUCAGCUGCAGAAGCUGACAGAAUAGCCCGAUCAUUUCGAUCUUCUUUCCCCAACUUUUUAAAAGUCAUGAAAAGAUUCAACAUAAGUGGUUCUUAUACUCUGAACGUACCUUAUCAGUUUGCGACGGAACACCUUCCCAAGUGCAAAGUGAAGAUCGUGCUUCGUAAUUUAAAAGGAGAUUGUUGGACAGUAAAUUCAAUUCCUACUACAAGAGUCCAAACAUCACAUACGUUCUGUGGUGGCUGGUUGAGCUUUGUUCGUGAUAAUAGCAUUGAUAUUGGUGAUAUCUGUAUUUUUGAGCUCGUGAGCACGUGUGAGCUGCAGGUGAGAAUUAUUAGAGUAGGAAAAGGUGGGGUAGAUAUUCAGGAUGGUGAGGCAGCUAAUGGAGGGAAUAAUAAUGGUACUGCAAAUAUUAAAACUUCCAAACGCAAACUGAAGAACGUAAGUGGAACUGUCAAUAAGAGUUCUGCUCUGGCCUCUCAAUCAAAUAAUUGCAUUGUGGAAUCAGAGGCUCAAAGAUUUGGUUCCUUUGACAAACAAGGUUCUCAAACUAAAGGCUGUAUGUCUAUGAAAUCAGUACCUGAAGAGAAAAUGGCUGCUCAAUAUUUUGUAUCAAGUUUUCCUCACUUUGUGAGAGUUAUGAAGAAGUUCAACAUCAGUGGUUCUUACACCCUUAAAAUUCCUUAUCGGUUUUCAACAGAACAUCUGCCUAACUGCAAAACGGAGAUUAUUCUUCGUAAUCUGAAUGGGCAGUGCUGGACCGUAAAUUCUAUCCCCACUUUGAAGGUGCAGACAUUGCAUACUUUCUGUGGAGGAUGGAUGGGUUUUGUUCGUGACAAUGACAUCCAGAUGGGAGAUAUUUGCAUCUUUGAGCUUGUUGCAAAAUGUGAAAUGCGAGUUCACAUAUGUGGAAUUGGGAAAAAAGGGUUAAACUAUCCAAACGCGACAAAGAGUUUUCCCAUGCCAUGAUAUUUGGAGGGAAGUUCAGUUUUGAGCUUACUAUCCAGACUCGGCUCUCUGAAUAACAAGGAAAAAGAGCAGUUUUGGUUGUACUUGUACUGGAAGUUCAUCGUGGGACUAACAAGUAGAAUGAAAUUGAGAAGUUAAAUAGAUGAGAAUAUUACGUAAACUUCGGUUGAACGAAAGUUGAUUCCCCGUGUGUAAAUGAAAAUUAACUUGCCUUGGAACUUGGAAGUUGGAAACUAGGCCGAGGGUAGUUGUACUAAAUUCACCACUAUAAUCUUUUAGCUCCAUUUAUUGCUUAGCAG